Molecule: messenger RNA, 2094 nt
Organism: Phytophthora sojae
Lineage: Eukaryota; Oomycota; Peronosporomycetes; Peronosporales; Peronosporaceae
Exons: 2
Coding region: 1-2094 (697 amino acids)
Source: RefSeq, a predicted model, not a curated record
AUGUCAGGAAUCUACUCUCGUGUGUCGUCCUCGAGGUCGUCGCGUUCCGGCGCGUCCGAGGUCGCCCUGGUCAUGAUGAGGCAGCAGGAGGCCGCCCUCAACCAAGUACGCGCCGACAUGGCUGCCGAGUUGCGUGACAUUCGCCUAGACAACCAGCAGCAGACCGCUUCCCUCAUGGAGCGUCUUCAACGGAGCGAAGAAGCCCUUGCCGCCGAACGUGAGUCCCGCCGUCGCGACGCCGAAGUUGCUGAAGCUCGGGUUGCUGCCGCGGUGAAGGUAGAGCAGUCCCCAGUACCAUCGUCAGUGCCUGCACCCGAGAUGGGGCGCGGCACACUUAUUCCCCCCGAAGCGCCAUUGCCGAGUGCGGCCCUGGACGCCGCCACCGCUGCUGUGUUGGCGGCAGCCGAGGAAGUAAAGGCAGAGAGUGAGGGCAUCGCGCAGAGCACGAAUGCCCAUUUGGCCGCGUUCGAUGACCAGUUGCGCAAUGUCACGUCCGCGUAUCUGCAGAAGUGCGCCCUGGCCCAGAAGGUUCAACGCGAGAAUGAUGCUCGCCUACGUCAACAAUCGACUAGUGUACCUGAAUCUAGUGGAAAAGCCACCGCGAGGAGUCGCACUUCCUGCGACAAAUUUGCGGGACGGUCGCCCACUUAUAUCGGGCAACAGCAAGUGGCCGCGGAUUCGCUGGCAGCAGCGCAGCUUCAAGCGACCAUACAAGCUCCAAGUCAAGUUGUCAAACGCGAGAUGGGACCAGGCGAGACGAAGCUGACUGAGACACGUGAGACAAGGUCAAGUGAGACGAAGACACGUGCGACAGGCGGGACGGGGUCAAGUGAGACCAAGCGUGGAAGGCAGCCGAAGGCUGCGACACAGACUCGGUCCAGUGUCGCUGCAGUCAAGGAAGAAAACUCGGAAGAGGCCAAGAGCUCAGCGAAAGGUGUCGCUCGGGACUCUGCGAGUGGGAGUGGCCAUGUCCCCAGAUAUUCUGGGAAGUCGGCUAAUAAAAAGUCUUCCCAGAAACACAAGCGUGGAAAGAGGAUCCGUCGCAAUAAGCGACCAGGUGGCUAUCCCUCAUCGUCAGAUUCAAGUUCAAGCGGCAGCUCGUCUAGCAGCGAGUCCAGCUCGGGCUCCGACUCCGACUCCGACUGGGAGCGCGGCCUUGCUGAGGAACUCGCCCCUGCAACAGUACCAGCCGCUAACGGCCAAUCGUACACGUUCCGCCCGUAUAUCCAGUAUGGGGCGGUGGAGAUGUUUGAUCCCCACGCCAAGCUCGAAGACCGCGUGAACUGGUGGGAGCGGUUUGUCUACGCUGCUGCGUUGGGAGUUUGGCCGGAGAAGAUGAAGUUGCGUCAGCUCCUGGGCCGACUACUUGCCCCGCUACGUGCAUGGUUCCGCCAACUACCCGAGAAGGACCAGAAGGACUGGUCGCGCUUGUCGAAGCUGUUUCGCAAGGAGUACUGCCGCACCGAGGCGUCCCCGUACAACCGCUAUUAUGAGUUGGGACCGGAGAAUGGCGAGUCUGCGCGAUCGUUCCUGUAUCGACUCAACGCUGCAGCCAAGAAGACCGACGUCGAGUACGAAGACUCUCCGAGUGACCGGGAACUCCACAUCCGUCGCUUUAUCAAGAAGCUGGCGGAUCGUCGUCUGAAGAUCACACUACAGGGACAAACGUUCAAGUCGAUGAAGGAACUCGAGAAAACUCUCAAGCGAAUCGAAGCGGUGCAGCGUGAUGAUGGAUAUGAGACGCCUCCACCUCCAAAGACCCGCGAUGCGAAGCCUAGUGGUGUGAGGUUUAGUCGAUUCCCUCCUCCGCGUCGAACUCAAGGUGAACGUGCGUACUUGGUCGAGAACCUGGACUCAGAGUCAGAAGACAAGGCUUCCCCGCCCUCGGACUCCGAAGAGAAACCAGAACCACGUUAUCUCCCGGGAACUCCGCCCCCGUCCAUGGGGCGUACGGUGAAUUCUAAGAAGAUCAACGUAGCCCAGGCUUCUGAGACUAUCGUUCAAGUACCCAGACCCCCGACGACCGAGGAGGUGUUCCGUGCUGCUGGGCAGAUGGUUUUGGGCACGACGCUCAGGAUUGUUGGCGGGAUCUGA